Molecule: messenger RNA, 2375 nt
Organism: Oreochromis aureus
Lineage: Eukaryota; Metazoa; Chordata; Actinopteri; Cichliformes; Cichlidae
Product: profilin-2-like
Exons: 3
Coding region: 220-639 (139 amino acids)
Biological process (GO): positive regulation of actin filament bundle assembly; actin cytoskeleton organization; regulation of actin filament polymerization
Cellular component (GO): cytoplasm
Molecular function (GO): actin binding
Source: RefSeq, a predicted model, not a curated record
UCUGAUACGGACUACACCCAGCCGCUGCCUCACUGCCCUGGCUUUCUUUGCUGCCCCAGCCUUCGCGUUGCUCAACGUCGAAGUGUGGGUUCGAUUGGAGACUCUAAAUUAGUCUGCGGGCUUUUUUUCAUUCUGUCUUGCCUCUUAUUUGGCGACAACACUAAAAAAAUAGGUUUAGUUUUUUAAAUUAAAUAUAUUUAUAUCAUCAGUUUCUUGAAAAUGUCUUGGCAAAGCUACGUGGAAAACCUGAUGGCCGAUGGCAGCUGUCAGGAUAGCGCCAUUGUUGGUUAUAUGGACGCCAAAUAUGUUUGGGCAGCACAUGCCGGUGGUACAUUCAACAAUAUCACGUCUCAGGAAAUAGACGUCCUUAUCGGUAAAGACAGGGAGACCUUUUAUACCAGCGGUCUCACUCUGGGCUCAAAGAAGUGUUCAGUCCUCAGAGACAGCCUCCAGGAUGAGGGCGACUGGACAAUGGACAUCAGGACAAAGAGCCAAGGAGGAGAACCUACAUACAAUAUCUCUGUGGGAAGAGCCGGCAAAGUAUUGGUUAUAGUCAUGGGAAAGGAGGCGGUCCAUGGUGGAAAUCUUAACAAGAAAGCACAUGCAAUGGCUGAGUACCUGAGGAAGUCUGGAUAUUAAGCAACCUCUCCACCCGUUCGUCACCUUAGCAGCUCACUACCACUCACCGUAUUGUGUUGACACUACUUCCAGGAUUAGGUGGCAUACAGUGUUACUUCCUAUCCAGUCUACUUUUAUACACAACCUUUUGUUUGCUUAACCCUCCCAACACCACACUCUUUAUUUUAUUUAUUUUUUUAAUGAUCCCCACUUUAACAUUGUACUUCUGAUGUUUCUGACACUACAGUAAUGGCAUGUUCAUUGAAAUGUUAACCACAAGUGUGCAUCAAAUAUGAUCGCAAAGUGUAAUAAAAGUGUUCAACAAAUUUGGACUCGCCUUGUAUAACAUUCACUGCAUCAAGUGGCUAGUAUUUGAACAGGAAGUACACGUGUGAUGGUGGUGAAGGUGCAUAAUUAUGCUUUUUUUUUUUUUUUUUUCCCCCCCUUCUUUUGAGCAUUACUAAAAGAUGCUGGGUUAUUUUUUUUUAUUUCUUUUUUUUUUUUUUUUUAAAUCAGCAUGUUGGCAUUUAAAGUUGCAUGCAUACUCUCUAACACUCUGAUCCCAGCCCUGCUCCCUCCUCUGUCCUAGCGCAGUAUUCCAGCCAAAACCAUCUUCUCAUCUGCCUCCAUUAAAGAAAUGACAAACUUCCUCAAAAGUCCUAUAUGUGUGUACCGAUUCGCCGCACAACUUCUUCAACCCUCCAUCACAUGCUUUUCUUUGCUGUUGUACCUGAAUGUGGUCUUAAAAGUUAACGAUGUGGUGUUGGGCUGUUGUGUAAGGUCACCCAUUACUGAGGUCGUCGUCUCACUUCACUAUAUUUCGGGAGUCUCGGCAGACAUUCCACCUCUGUGACAGCUGAGACGUCUGUCUGUCAUCUCCUGCUAUCUGUAAAUUUUGCUGUAAAAUCACUACAUGCAUACACACCCCUCUCCCCACAAGUCCCCCUCCCUUUGGACCAAUUGUCAAUAUAAAAGGGUUAUCAGAAUUCCUUCAGCUUGUUCUGAUGGAUGAUUGUUGGCAUCACCUGUUGACUGUAAAUCAUUAAGACGACUACUUGAGAUGACUGUAAAACAUGUAACUGCUUCUUUAGACUUCAACACUACUUAAACUUCUCAUCACUAAUUGAUUUGUCGCUAACUUCUUGUUCAUUAACCGAUGAAACUGAAAUGUCAUUGUACUACAGUAUGAAUGCAUUUUGACUGUAAACUGAGGCUGCUGGGCUCCAGCGCCUUGGGAUUAUUUGCCUUGUGCUUUAGUCAUCAAAGGUGUAUUCACAAAUUGUCAUAGUACGGUACGUAGAAGUAUAUUUAAAAGAAAAAAAAAAAGAUGCUGUGUACACUAAACAUAUUGAAAAUGGUGUUGGUUGGAAUAAGAACAUUUGUAAGUUGUCUUGUGAAAUUUUUUUUUCUGAGAAUAACUGUGUAUUCUGUGCCAUAAAAAAAAAAAAAAAAAAUCAAUAUCUGAUGAUCUGUUGCUACUACAAGUUGGAUUUUUAAACUGCUGCCCCAGCAAGAAGUAUCUUUUAAUGGCACUUUUCCUAAGGGAUAUUUUGGCAUCGGUAAUCUCCAGACUUUGUGGAAUAUGUACAGAAUUAAACGACAGGAAAAAAAAAAGUUUGGAAUAUUUUGUCCCUUUUUCUUUGAGUGGGAAGUUUCCUUCUGCCACAAAAUCUGCUGUUUCAAAUGCCAUGCAUCGAUGAGACGUCUUGUUUACAGACAGAUCAAAUAAACAUUAUUCCAACCAGAGGGAAAGCCAG